Molecule: messenger RNA, 492 nt
Organism: Cooperia oncophora
Lineage: Eukaryota; Metazoa; Nematoda; Chromadorea; Rhabditida; Trichostrongylidae
Source: the annotation of a GenBank genome assembly
AUGUGGCCCAAAUUCGAUCCGAAAUCUACCAAUAUCAAUUUCGAGCCACUACCAAGAUUAUAUAGGGACGACGACGAGCAUUCUAGUAAAAGAUCUCCGAGCUUAACACAACGAUUUGUGAACGCUAUUGCCGUAUGUACUCAGUGCCUACUUCUGAUCUUCAUACUUCUUUCCAUCGCUAAAAUCGUUUAUGUAUUAUACAAUCAGGGUAAAUGGUCUCAGAAACAAUCAUACCUGGAAAAAUCGGAAGGUGAAGAAGAUCGCUAUGCACAAAUGUUCCAGGAGUUCAUCGACAGUUUCAACAAGAAAUACGCGUCCGAUGAAGAAAGAGCGUUCCGGUUUUCCGUCUUUGUCAAAAAUGUUGAAGAUUUCGAGGAGGAAGAGCGUAAACAUCCCGGUCUCGACCUCGACGUUACGAAGUUUGCUGACUGGACCGAAGAGGAAAUGAUUCGGGUUCGUAAGAAAAGAGAAAAUGGCUAUUCUGCAUCUUAA